UCGAUUAUACCGCGGGCCGUCUCCCUCUUCCUCUUAUCCCCCGAACCAACGCCACCCGCUCGCCCGCCACCGCCGCCGCCCUCGCCUGGAUCUACCCGGCCCGCCGUCCCAUUCACCACCGAGAGCCGUCGUCGUCGCCCCCCACCGUCGGCCCACAUCUCCACCGCCACCGCGCUCCUCAGUCGCUCCAAGGCAUCCUCCUCGCGUCGUCACUCGCCACCGCCCGCCGUCGGUCCUCCCGCCAGCGCCAUCCACCACCGUCGGCGUCGUCGGCCCUACUCCGCAGCCGGCGACGCCCCCAAGAUCUGCGCCGUCGCAACCUCGGCCCUUCUCCACCACCGCCGCCGCCCUCCUCCAACUCCGCCGCGGCUCUCCUCCAGCACCGCCGUGGACCUCCUCCGCCGCUGUGUUGUAGUCCAGGUCUACAAAAGCGAUGGUGCUAUGUUAGCCUAAGUAGCUUUCUAAACUUGAACCAGCCUGGUGAUAACCCUGAUAACAUGGAGGAGGUUAAUCCAUCGGCCACUGCGCACUCUGGGAAUAGUGUCACUUCAUCGGGAAGAAGGGCUAGAGGUCCAACCAGGAUGCCCUCGGGCAUGUACACUAUCACAGCAGUAGAUGAAGAUGGGAAUCCUACAUCUCCAAAAUCGGCACUCACCCCAUAUUCCAAUGCUAUAGGUGUCAUUGCUCGGGAUGACAUCCCCAUCAAGUACCGACACUGGAAGAAAGCUGAUGUAGAUGAAUUGGAGUGGACGGUACCAAACAGAUAUAAGGACCUUGCUUGGGAAAGGUUGAAGCGGACAUUCCAGUUUCCUGAGGGUUCAGAACAACGCGCAAAGGACAGGGCCCUUCAGAGGAUGUCAGUUAGCUUUAAGAAAUGGAAGUCGGACCUUGCCAGCAAGUUUAUAAGGAAGGGCCUGACACCAAAUUUUGAAGACAAUAAUUAUCGAAGGAUCCGCCUUUUCUGGGAUGACUUUGUGGCCUACAGAGCAUCAGAAGAGGCAAAGGAGAUUAGUGAAAGGAACCAAGCCAAUUCGGCCAAAAAUCUGUACCCUCACCGUCUCGGCCCUAGCGGAUAUGCUAAGAAUGUAGACAAAUGGCGAGAGAGGGAAGAUGAGCUGCUGGAAAAGGGAAUCGAGAUCGAGACGAAGGAUUGGAGCCAACGGGCCAAGAAUUACCAAUACGCUCGAGGGGCAACACUUUCGGAUAUAGGUGAGUUGGUACACAAGGGUCCACGAGAGCAAGAAGUGACACAGAGGCUCCACGAUGCCCAUCAAAAGUCCUCAGAGGGUUCUUUUGUUCCGAACAGGGAGAAAGAUGAGCUCACACUUGCAUUGCAGAAUGAUGAGCAUCCGGGACGCACAAGAGGAGUAGGCCUAGUUCCAUGGAGGGAAGGUUUUACUGAAGACGGACAUAGGUACCGGUCUCGGAGAUAUAAGAAUUCCGGAGACCAAUCAGAAGAGAUAAGGCAACUGAAGGAUCAAAUGGCACUGAUAAUGGCGAGGCUCGAUAGUCAGGAUAGAGGCGAUGCUGGCCGUGUAAUCAGCCCAGGUGGGAGGAAAAGCAGUUGUGCGUCAACUAAGGUUCCUCAAGAACCGGACAUGGCUCGUUACCCUGUGGAUGACAUCACUGUACGUACUGCAUGCAGGCUGCAUGUGCCACUUCAAAACAUCACUCAAGAGGUGGCACGCGGUAUGGCACAUCCCGUAAUGGAGGGGGGAAAGAUACACAGUAAUCUGAUACCAAGUGGCUACUCAAGGGUCGAAGUGGGGGACGUGCCGAGCAGAUACAGGGCAGUCCAGCUUGAUUUUGCUCCAGAGAAGGGAAUAAACACUCUUGGAGAAGCCGUCCACAACAUAAUCCUGUGGCGCAAGCGUUUCAUUGUCUUCCCUUCAGGAGAUAGUGAUGAUGAGCCAAGCGAUGAUGGGUCUAGCUCUGAAGGGCUUUCUGUCUCCCCUCGAAGGAUGCCAACUCCACCACCAUUGCCACGUAAGAGCCAGUCUCCUCCACCGGCACAACGUAAGAGCCCAUCUCCUCCACCAGCAGAACACCAUAGGCUAGCUUCUUCAGACCCACCGAAAAAAAGGGGGCGCCUAUGUAAAACAUCCCAGAUGUUCGAACCCCCAUCUCUGAAGAAGACCAAGAAGGCGCCAUUGCCUAACAUGUCUGAGCCAACUUUGAAGGAAAAAAAAAAGGAGGCAGCAAACGUAAAAGUGCCAGUUGCAAUACAGGACCACUUCAUUCGCAUGGCAAGACCACCUGCCCCACUAGUACCUAUUUCGAACUUCCGACGCACAAUCAGGAAAAAGAAAUUGCAAGAAUUUUCCAAGGAAGAAUUUGAGACCAGCAAGACUAUGCAAGAUUUUCUAGAAGGUGCAAGGCUGAACAGUUUAUUUGAUGUACGCAAUAUUGCGAAUGCCCCAUUGGCAGCUCAGUACAAACUCGGUCAUUCUUUGACUACCGAUGAAUAUCGCAACAUCGUUGGCAAUUGUACUCAGAUGAGGAGGGUAGAAGAGUGGUACUUACAGAUGGCUAAGGAGGGUAAGGAGAUGUUCCCCGUCUUUUACAGGGACGAGGACUUUCAUCACUGUGAUGGUAUAUUUUGGGUCCCAUUUAAAGAACUAUUUCAACUAUACAAUCUGAUGGAGCUAGACUUAUCGCUAAUUCAAUUAUGGACAUUAAUGGCGGCACUUGAAUGUAGAACGACACAUGGCAAACUAGGAUUCCUCGAUCCACAAAUAAUCAAUUCCAGAAAUAUUGACCAGUUAGGCGAUAAGUCUGAACAAGCAGUGGUCGACUAUGUGCCUCACUGGAUCCUUCUUGUGAUCCAUUUAAACGAUUCCAAGAUUGUUGUCUUCGAUGGACUGAGGACCCCACAAGCCAAGUUCCAAUCUGUCAUUGACACCCUCAAUAAGGCACUUGUGAGGUAUAAGAAGAAGUGUAUUCGACACGCUCCGCGUGCAAAUACAUUCCGGGUUUGGGCCCACCCUUAUUGCUUACGCCAGGAUCCGGGCACGAGUACAUGUGGGUUCUACCUGAUGAGAUUUAUGUCGAUUUUCAUGGAGGACAACAACUGGAACAUUAUGGAUGCCAAGGUUCGCCAUGCUCUAAGACCUAUGUUCCUAACCCUGUCCUGGUGAUUAUUGAUGUUCAACCGAAGGAGUUUAUUGUGCUAUGCUGUGGAGGAGGUUAAAGAGAAUGCUACUCAGAAAAGUUAAAAGGUGUUUGUUCAUGUUCCUUCAGAAAUAGCUGCCCACUAGGUUGAGGAAAUUGGAGUUGAGCACCUUCUGAUGGAUGUCAAGGACACAACAAUAGGCACGCUUGCAACAGAGGUAACCAGCAAGCUUGCAGCCUUGAAAGGACUGGACGCGAGGCUCAGAGAGAUCCGUAGGUACUUAGAUCUUGUAAUUUAAGGGCAGCUCGGACUGAAUCAUGAGAUUUUGUACCACUUGCAGGUUCGCCUUCUGCUCAUUGCUUUCUGUAUGGUAUUCUUAGGAGUUACAUAUACCUCCAAUUCUCUUGCAUUUGCUAUAUUAGGAGGUCAGCACUUGAAAGCUAUCUCAUUUUACCGUCCUUUGGUUUUAUGGAAUAUUUGUGCCUUUGAGAUAUACCCCUCUAUUAUUGUGGUGGUUCGGAAUUCAGUAUCAGUAUAAAUAUCACUCCCAACUCAAAUAAAAAAUUGAUUAUUUGUGGAAUAUGCUGCCACUGGUAGUUUAUUGCCUUGUGAUGCUUCUGGUAGUUUUCACAAUACAUUGGACACGGGAUAUAUGAAGAGAUCUUUUGUAUGGUCAAAUCUGUUUUAUGUAUGGUUGUUAUGAUUCGUAAUGUCCUCUAUUUUCAUGAGGAACGUGUUUUUUUUCCCUGUAAAAGAAUGAAUGAAUACAGGACGGUACUAAUGCGUGGUAAUGCUUUACACUAGGUGGAAAAUACAACGAUAUAACUACUUGAUAUGUCUUGAGCUUUGGUCCCCCCAGUACUUUUUUGAUGUGUAAGCUAAGCAACAUUGUUUCAGGCCUCUUGUUUCCUAGAUGGACAAUGUGUAGUACUGCGAUAUGUUUGGAGAUUUUUGGAUGUGGGGUGAUGUGAAUAUGUGAAUUGAUGUUUGGAGAUGGAUAGCAUAUAUUAUGUGAAUUGAUGUGGGAUUUUUGUGUGUAUGGUGGAUUGAUUGAAUGGACAUACUGUGAACUGGCUACUUUUUUUUUUUUUUGGCUACAAGAUUACAGGUGCCAGUUAUUAACACCAACCGACACCUAUAAGCUUACGAGUGCAGCCCUUACACCAUCAUUGGUGCUGGUUCUUUAUCAAAACCGGUACUUGUAAUACCAUAUAGGUGUCGGUUUGGGAACCGGCACCAAUGACACCAUCAUUUGUGCCAGCUAGUUGGUGUCGGCAUCGAAACCGGUACCUAUUAGACCUUCGGAACCAGCACUAUGACUUCAUGUAGUAUUGUUAUUGUUCGUUGUAACUAUGCUGGUAAAGAAAAAGCUGAUUAACUCAAAACCCCGUAGUAAGUGACAGUACUCUUGGGUAACAUCUUGUUUGCAAAUUUAUGUGUGGUAAAAACAGCAUACCCGCGUACAUGUCAUCCACCAAUCCAAUCGCCAUGUGCACAUUACUGACUGUACUGACAACUGAUUUUCUAGUGAACCAGCAAAGAUAGCCUUAGAGCAGAUACAAUAGUAGGCUAUAAGCCAGCUAUAAACAUAUUUUAAAGAGAUAAAGGAAAAGAGAAGAACAGUGGACUACAGAUCUGUAGCCAGCUACAGCACGGACUUUAAGACAUAAUGUGUGUAUGAUAGGUGGGACUAAGUAUUAAUAGUAUAGUAAACAACUAUUGUAUAAAUUUAGCUAUAGAUGAUUUGGAGCUAGUAGUGAGCUAUACUAUUAAACUUGCUCUUAUAUCACCCGUCGUAAUGAGAGGUGAACCAUCUUCCAUUUUAAAUUGGUAUGUAGUUUUCAAAACUGAAAUUCAUUACAGAAUGAGAAACUACUGAUAAUCCCAAUGUAUGCAUAAGAUAAUAUAGAUAGAAAAAAUAAACCAUGUGAACCAACGACCCAACCUUUCCUCAUAUUCUAUUUAAAACCAAUUUAGUAUUAGAUAUUACGUUUUCUAGUAUGCCUAAAUUUGUUGUCCUUUCUAAUCCAAUAUACGUCUAAUCCAAUAUUAGGUUGAGUUUUUUGGACGGGGGACUACGUGUUUCUUUAAAAACUGAAGUUUUAUACACACAAAAUUUAUACAAAAUAAAAGGGCGAAAAAACAUAUAUAAAAAGAAAAGAAAAAGGAUAGUCCGAUUUAAUGACGCGAAAAAAAACCCUCCCAGAUCGCUGUGUUGCGUUCAAUCCGAGUCUGAUUCCCCAAACACACACGGAAAAAUCGUAAAAUCCCCCCAAAUCCAAUCUCAAGACACACGAGACAAAUCCUAAACUCCUCUCCAAUAAAUCCAAUCCAAUCUCAUGAAAAAAAAAAUCCAAUCUCGUUGUGGGAAGCCGCCGACGUGGCGUCGCCAUCGGAUCCACCAGGGGAAGCCAUUGACGCCGUCAUCGCUGCCGCUCGUGGUGGGGGAGGGCGUCGCCGCCACCGCUGCCGCUCGUGGUGAUCUUGAGGGUGGAGAGGGCGCCGUCGCUGCCGCUGCUCACGGUGGGGAGGGCGCCGUCGUUGCUGUCAUGGUUUGGGAAGUGCCGCCGGUGCUCGCGGUGAGGCAGCACCCCGCUCGCCCACCGAUGUGAGAGAGAGAGGGGAGUGAGUGGAGAAGUAGAGA
Messenger RNA from Oryza sativa Japonica Group (Japanese rice), 5756 nucleotides. Lineage: Eukaryota; Viridiplantae; Streptophyta; Magnoliopsida; Poales; Poaceae. The record is from RefSeq and is a predicted model, not a curated record.